Camelus dromedarius (Arabian camel) is the source of this 4488-nucleotide messenger RNA. RefSeq names its product DENN domain containing 11 (gene DENND11). Gene Ontology annotation, cellular component: cytoplasm. The record is from RefSeq and is a predicted model, not a curated record. The transcript is spliced from 9 exons. Lineage: Eukaryota; Metazoa; Chordata; Mammalia; Artiodactyla; Camelidae. Bases 1 to 1368 code for a protein of 455 amino acids.
AUGGUGGAGCGGGGAGACGCGGCGCCGCUGCUGCGCUGGGCCGAGGGCCCCGCCGUCUCCCCACCGCGGGCCCCGGACCCGCAGGCCGGAGGCCGGGGCUGGGGCGGCGGCGGGGGCGGCCGGGCGGCCGCGGAGCCGCCGAGGAGGCGGGAGCCCGAGGCGCUGGGUCCCUCCGAGGUGCUGCUGCAGCCCGGGCGCCUGGAGCUGGGCGACGUGGAGGAGGACCAGGUGGUGGCCGUGUUCGUGGUCACUUUCGAUCCCCGCUCGGGAAACAUGGUAGAAUGGUGCUUACCUCAAGAUAUUGACCUUGAAGGCGUUGAGUUCAAAUCUAUGGCCAGUGGGUCCCACAAAAUUCAGUCUGAUUUCAUCUAUUUCCGGAAGGGGCCCUUCUUUGGCCUGGCCUGCUUCGCCAACAUGCCUGUGGAAAGCGAGCUGGAGCGUGGUGCGCGGAUGAAGUCCGUGGGCAUCCUCUCGCCCUCCUACACCUUGCUUUACCGGUACAUGCACUUCCUGGAGAACCAAGUUCGGCACCAGCUGGAGACGCCGGGACAUUACUCGCACCUGGCCGCCUUCUACGAGGACAAGAAGGGGGUGCUGCACGCUGGCCCCGGGAGAGGCGGCAGCCUGCCCCCUGUCUGCUGGCUGCCUUCCAUCCACCGCUACAUGUACCCUGAGAUGAAGAUCACACACCCAGCUGGCUGCAUGUCUCAGUUUAUUAAGUUCUUUGGAGAGCAGAUCCUCAUCCUUUGGAAAUUUGCCUUACUUCGAAAGCGCAUUUUGAUAUUUUCUCCCCCUCCUGUGGGCGUCGUAUGCUAUAGAGUGUACUGCUGCUGCUGCCUGGCCAACGUCUCUCUGCCCGGUAUCGGGGGCACCGUUCCCGAGUCCAAGCCUUUCUUCUACGUGAACGUGGCCGACAUCGAGAGCCUGGAGGUAGAGCUGUCCUAUGUGGCCUGCACCACGGAGAAGAUCUUCGAGGAGAAGCGGGAGCUGUACGACGUCUACGUGGACAACCAGAACGUGCGGACGCACCACGACCACCUGCAGCCGCUGCUGAAGAUCAACAGCGCGGACAGGGAGAAGUUCCGGCGGCUCAACGAGCAGAGGCAGAUGCUGCUGUAUUCCCAGGAAGUAGAAGGAGAUUAUAACCCUUGUGAAGAGGACCUCUUUGUGCUGUUUUUCCUCGAGCAGAACAACCGGAUAUUUCAGACUCUGUUGGAGGUGUCCGCCAGUCAAGACAAAACGCUGACAGCCGAGCACGCCCGGGGCAUGGGUCUGGACCCUCAGGGAGAUCGGAGCUUUCUUAUGGACCUGCUGGAGGCAUACGGCAUUGAUGUCAUGUUGGUCAUUGACAACCCUUGCUGCCCGUAGGAGGCGUGAGCCGGACUGUGAGCCACUGUCACUUGGGAAGUGUACCCAGGCUCCCGAUGGCCUGAUUUUUUUUAUUAAGUUGACACAAAGGAAUAUUGUUUAUACUUCCAACAAAUGUCAUCUUUGCAUCUCCUCUCUUCCCUUCCUCCCUAGAGGUAAGAUGAGCGCGCCUUGGCUUUGUGUCCUGCUUUGGCAGGUCGUUGGGAGCUGCCACUUUCAGAGCUGCCGCCUGGUUUGAUCUUAGGCAUUCUCAAGGUAGAUUCUCUCAUCUUUUUGUUGAGUGACUUGAGGAGACGUGGCAAAGGCCGAGUGUCACCAGGAGCGGGCUGAGCUCUGGAAACAGCUAGGAGGGACUGUUCAGAAAGUCUCUGUGGUCUUUGUCCCUGGAUGAAUUCGAGAAUGAGACAACUGUCUGUCCAGCGUGGCCUUGGAUGUCAGUCUGCCCGAAGCAGCAGCUACACCAGAUGGCCUUUGAAGGUUUUUAUCAGUGCUGGGAGUCUAGUCUUGGUAUUGAAUCCCUUUUCCUGUUUCUUAGGGUAAAUCUCUGUUUUCUCUGUUCACGUGAGUAGAUUUCAAAGUGGGACAAAGGAUGUUUCUGACAUCAAGUAUGAGCUUCUCUCAGGACAGAUGACAGGGAGAGAGGUUGCUUCAGUCAGCUGAAAACUAAAAUUGUAAAAUGCAGCCUUGAAACCUUUCUCAGAGUAAGUUCAUGGUGGCCAUUCAUGUACUAGUCCUCUUUCUCUGAUUCCCCUCCUCUCGGGAUGGGCUGGCAGGGUCCUGUGGGGCACUGUCAGCCAGACUGUGUACAAUUUUGAGCCCUCACAGACACACUUGUCUUUAGCAGAGAUGACAUUCCUUGAGCUCAGUAAUUGGGACCAGAGACGUAACAGGUUUGUUAGAGAGCAAAUGUGACAGUGCCUUCAGCCAGGAAAGUGGCCAGGAACCCCGAGUGUGGGUGAUGGGUUUACCUGCUUUCCUCUGGAAUGUUCUGACCUGGGACAGCUCCUGUCAGCCCCUGCCUAUUCUCUUUGGGGCGUUCAGUGGAUGCCAGCUUAGGGGAGGCAGUGACGGUUUGUUAGCCAGAGAAGCUGCCUCCUCUGAGCAAGAGUUUAGUUUUUUGGACCAGUUUAGGAUUUUUGACUUGGGAUACCGGGCUGUUGGUGACAAAUAAUUUCUUCCCCUCCACCCUUCCUGCCUGGCUCUGUUAUUGGAAUAGCCAUCAGUGGAUUUGUGUCUGGGACCAAGUUCCAGCCAAGCUGAUGUACACAGCAGAGAGAAAUAACCCUCAAAUGGAUGCAUCAUAAUUCUUAUCUCAAAAACAGCUUUAUAGGGCUUAUUGCUUGAUUCCAAAAUAUUUUCACUGCAGCUCCUUAAUAGGAAGUUCAAGACUAGAGAAAUUCACAUGUGGAAAUGCAAACAGACAUUGAUUAAUCAAGGUAGCAUCUUUUAUGUAAAUAUAUAAAUAAGUUUGGGCACUGAAAUGUAAACUGUACAGUACAUUUUUCUCCUCUGUGGGUUUAGCCAUCAUUUCAGUAAUAUAUAUGUUUACAAAAGAAAAAAAAAGUCUAUGUUUAGAAGCUGAAGCUUCACUGCCUUUUUCCUCGAAGAGCGGCCGUCUCCUCUUGCCCCUGGAAAAGGAGCGUCCUUUCUAACUUGGGUCAAGUAAAGGUUACUUUUAGUGGUACCCAAAGGUUCAAGGUUUUCUAAGGGGGGUGUGUCAGGAGCCAGGAGCAGGGGUGGGGGUGAGAGGAGAGGUCAGAUUCUCUUGGAGGACACAGGCAGACACAUUCUGUGGAGUUGGGGAAUUUGUUGGCGGAAUACUCUUUUAAGCACUUCUGCUCCAGGGGCGUUCUGCACGCAAACAUGUCUGUUCUAUGGUGCUGUAGCUCCAAGCUCAGAAGUGCUGGUGCAAAGGUAAUGGGAUGAAAAUGAGGUUCCUGUAUUUCCCUUUGGAUGGUGGACCCGGGGUUCUGGGCUCCUUUCAACUCCACGAUGUUCUAGGCAGCCGUCCGUCUGGUGUCUCCGUGCAUCUCCCCCAGCCCUGCGAUGCUCGUGCAGAGGGCUGGGGUGGGGUGCCCCUGAGAGGGCUUGCCCCUGGGGCAGUGCCAUGUCUGAGGUCAUACGCAGCCUGAGCUCAGCUGGCCCGAGAUCAGAACUCCCCCCCUCACUCCCAGGAGUGCUUUAAGAGGACCUUGCCAGCUUCCUCAUGGGGCCAGCAGGCUGGUGCCGCGCUGCCUCUGCCUGGCUGAUUGACAUGCCCGUAGUUACCUGCAUCCCUGUCACCCCCCGAGGGGUUCUUGCCUGGGAUGGAGCUCGGGGCCUCUUACUUCCGAGAUCACCUUCUGAAGGCUCCCACCCUGCUGCGUUCUCCCUCAUCUCUUGGGUAAGCAGCACAGCCCAGCAUCACUCACUGCCAGGUCUCUGAAAGGGCAAUUCGUUAGUGACGUGCCAGGCAGGAGUCCCUGCACGUUGACAGCAGAAGCUUGAAGCCACAGAGGCUUGAUUUUCUGUCACUGUUGAGAUAUUUUCUGAGAAACCAUCUGCUUUUGUGUGGGAGACGGUGGUGAACGGCCUUCCCUGUUCUCUGUAGGGGCAGGGACUACCACCAUUGGCCUUCUGGAGCAGGGUUGGGGACCUCAGGUGUGGUGCAUUGACUGAGGGUGGUCUUCUGCCCCUCUCGACUCUUAGACCUCCACCCUCCCCUGCCCCAGCUGGCUUCUGGGACCUUGAAGCCUGAUCUAACACCAUGCCGUGAGCCACGUACUAACCUGGACACAUUGCUGACCUGAGACACGGGGGCUGCUGGCUCAACCUUGAAUCAAGUUAGAAGAAAUUCCAGGUGGCAAGAGUCCUUGUGGGGCCUCGAAUCCAGGCUUGGGGUUUACUGAUGUCUGGUAAAAUGGGUUUCUCAAGUUUGCAGUCUUGGCCGAUGGUGAUAUUCAGCCUUGAGGGCAAGGUCUAGUUGGCCUCUGGAUUAAGAUGCUUCAGGAGUCAGAAAUAGUAGGACUUAUCUUUUACCAGACCAAGAAGUAUGGGCCAAUUAGUUGUUUAGAGUUAGCUUUGGCUUUUGUUAAGCAUGAAGCACUCAGGCUGGUGUAGAUCCUUUCCGACGUCACUGUC